CACUCACACUCACACCCAUUCACCCCCAGAAUCCGCACUUCCAAACGGCCCAUACACCACCAGCAUGAGACAUUGAACCCGAAAUCCUCUCGACAGAGACCUCCAGCCUGUCGAUAAUCCCUUUCCGCAUGAACUGAACAACCCACCCCUGCCACUUUACACCUCUCCUGCAUUACCUACACGACCGACUGCACACAUUCACAGACAACGACGAGAACACAAUGGCCCAACCACCCCCGCGCCACGCCACAAUGCUCUCCUUGAGUAAUAGCAACAGCAACAGCAACAGCCACUCCAACCUGUCCUCCACAACGACCAUCAGCACCCCGCAGACCCAAACACACCUGCCGACGCCCUCGCAAUCCAGCACGGGCUUGCGCGUGCCCUCCAACCGCAAAACCAUCUACGACCGCCACCUCAACCGCAGCCGGAAUGCGGAACUCAGCCGGGCCAGCUUCGCCUUCCUGUUCGGCGAGAUGGUCACCUACGCGCAGCGCCGGGUCACGGGGAUUCAGGAUCUGGAGCGACGACUCAACGAACAAGGCUACCCGCUCGGCCUCCGGCUGCUGGACCUCCUUUUCUACCGCACGGUGACGGGGUCGAGCUCGUCGUCCGCGCUGUCGAGCAGCUCCUCGACCUCGGCCUCGCCGCCCAACCGGCCCCUCCGCAUCUUACCGCUGCUGCACCUCAUCCACGGCCCCCUGUGGCGGCUGCUGUUCACCCGCCCCGCCGACGCCCUCGAGCACUCCGUCUCCCCCGACACCCCCAACGAGUACAUGAUCACCGACAACGACCCGCUGGUCAACACCUACAUCAGCGUGCCCAAGGAGAUGAGUAUGCUCAACUGCGCCGCCUUCGUCGCCGGCAUCAUCGAGGGCGUCUGCGACGGCUGCGGCUUCGAGGCCAAGGUCACCGCCCACAACCAGCCCACCGAGAUGUGGCCCAGUCGCACGAUAUUCCUGCUGCGCUUCGGGGAGAGCGUCAUGGAGCGGGAGAAGGUUCUGGAGAGGGCCGGCGUGAAAUAGUUUCGUUGCUCUGCAGGGGGGCAGUUGGUGGGGCCCAUCGAUGAUGGCUUACGGCUUGUUGGGAUGCGGAUUUAGUGGUGGUGGUGGUGGUUGUGCUGGGCAUUGCGGGUCAGGUCUACGCUCUGGUAUUGCUGGCUGGGCUGCGUGAUACGCUAGAAGCGGAUUUUGGUCUAGAUGUGGCCGUCAGCGUUGCGGCGUGAUGCUCUUUAGGCGAGGUCAAUGACGAGGUGCACCGAGUGUACAUUCAACCAAAUGUCUUCCACCUGGUUGUGCACCUGUCGGGUAUGAUACAUGCCGCCUCAGGUCUGAGGAAUCUUAUAUAAUACAAGAGGGGAAAGAA
This is a messenger RNA of Aspergillus japonicus CBS 114.51, 1365 nucleotides long. RefSeq names its product trafficking protein particle complex subunit 5. NCBI's taxonomy places the organism in Eukaryota, Fungi, Ascomycota, Eurotiomycetes, Eurotiales, Aspergillaceae. The transcript is spliced from 2 exons. The coding region runs from base 222 to 1025 and encodes 267 amino acids. Gene Ontology annotation, cellular component: TRAPPII protein complex; TRAPPIII protein complex; TRAPPI protein complex. Gene Ontology annotation, biological process: endoplasmic reticulum to Golgi vesicle-mediated transport. The record is from RefSeq and is a predicted model, not a curated record.